AUGCCUGUUAUAGCCAACCCGAACGUGCACAAACUUCUUCGGAAACUACACGCCUUGUCGGAAGCGGAGGAGAGGUCUUUAUCCCAGAGAUUCUUCUACCUGUCUAGGCUGAUUCGCUUCCUUCUUUUCGGGGAAAUCUGGUCCGCCAUUGCCGAUACGCACAUGCGUGACAAAUUUGUUGCCUUGGAUGCCGACAAAUGCCAUUUGAUCUACCUGCUACUGAGAAGCACGGGAGCACGUUACGUGAUCGAGGCAGGAACGAGUUUUGGGGUCUCAACGAUAUAUCUUGCCUUAGCUGUGGGCCAGAAUAUACAGCAACAGAGAGUGGAGGGUUGCCAUACCGCAGUUACUGGAAAGGUGAUAGCUACAGAAAAGGAAAGAUCUAAGGCGACUAAAGCAAGGGAGCAUUGGAAGGAAGCUGGAAGUGAAGUGGAACAGUGGAUCGAACUACGCGAAGGUGACGUGCUGGAGACAUUGAAAGUCGACAGAGGGAUGCCAGAGCAGGUCGACUUCCUGUUGCUUGACAUCUGGACACCCCUCGCACUUCCAACCCUCAAGCUUGUUCAGCCAAGGCUGAAGCAUGGCGCCAUUGUCGUUACGGACAAUGUGGGACUGGCCAAGUUCUUAUACAAGGACUUUCUUAAUUACAUGCGCAAUCCUGAGAACGGAUUCAGAACCAUUACGAUGCCGUUCAGUGGAGGAUUGGAACUGUCAGUGUAUUUGCCACAAGUGUGA
Molecule: messenger RNA, 735 nt
Organism: Penicillium brevicompactum
Lineage: Eukaryota; Fungi; Ascomycota; Eurotiomycetes; Eurotiales; Aspergillaceae
Product: O-methyltransferase
Exons: 2
Coding region: 1-735 (244 amino acids)
Molecular function (GO): O-methyltransferase activity
Source: RefSeq, a predicted model, not a curated record